Amaranthus tricolor (Joseph's coat) is the source of this 2391-nucleotide messenger RNA. Its product is annotated as trihelix transcription factor DF1-like. The transcript is spliced from 2 exons. The coding region runs from base 447 to 1943 and encodes 498 amino acids. The record is from RefSeq and is a predicted model, not a curated record. Lineage: Eukaryota; Viridiplantae; Streptophyta; Magnoliopsida; Caryophyllales; Amaranthaceae.
UUUCAAUUACAGCACAAUAAUCCUACUUUAUUUUUUAUUUUCAAGCCCACAUGUUUGACUAAUCUUACCUGUAUUUUUCCUUUGUUGGUCCCACAAAACCAAAAUUUUUACAAGUCAAUAUUAGCCUCACAUAGUACUAACACAAGUUUUACAUCCAUCUUAGACCUUCACUUACUACAGUUUGGUAAAUCAUCCCCUUUAUUUUCUCCACCUAUUUUCAUUUUUUAUAGACUUCUAGACUUGAAAAACCCUAAUUCACGAUCUACCUCCAUUUUUUUUUUCUAAAAAAAUUCAACUCAGCCAUUAAAAACUAAAAAUAAAAAAUAAAAAAAAUCAAUACCUAGUAAUACCUACCCAAAAACCCUUCAAAAAAAUAAACUUUUAUCCAUUUUCACAAAUACCCACCAUAAAAAAAAGGUUUCCACCUUUCUGGGCUGUAAAUUCAGAUGCUGGAAAAUUCAGAAAUGCAUGAAAUUUCAUUACAGAGGCGGGAAAAUGAAGUGGGUAAGUCAAUAAUAUUGGAAAAAGCAGUUGAAGAGGGAAAAAAUGAAGAAAAUAAAGAAGACUAUGGUGUUUCUGUUGCUGAAAGAAAUUCACCGGCUAACAGAUGGCCAAAACAUGAAACCAUUUCUUUACUUGAAAUAAGGUCAGAAAUGGAUACUGCAUUUAAAGAUUCUGGGUCUAAAGCUCAUCUUUGGGAUGAAGUUUCUAGGAAAAUGGCUGAGCUUGGUUAUCACAGAAGUGCUAAAAAAUGUAAAGAGAAAUUUGAAAACAUAUAUAAGUACCACAGGAGGGUGAAAAGUUCCUCCUAUGCCCGGACAAAACAAAAGAUGUAUCGAUUUUUUGAUCAGCUUGAAGCUCUAGAUCACCAUCAGAUUUCAUUGGAAACUUCGGUAUCUGAGCCAGAAAAUACUUCUUUGAAUGUUACACCAUAUGCUGCUACUCCCAUCUCUAGCCACCCACAAAGAAUACCUCAGACGUCCUUGCCUGUAUCGGUAAACUUGGAUUCUUUUACUGUUUCAACAUCCAGUGCGUCCACAUCAGGAAGUGAAUCUGAAGGCACUCGAAUGAAAAAAAGAAAAUGGGUUGAUUGCUUUAAUGUAUUGAUGAAAUCUGUGCUUGCAAAACAAGAAGCUUUGCAUAAUAAGUUCUUGGAAGCAAUAGAUAAACAUGAGCUUAAUUCUCGAGCAAGAGACGAGGCAUGGAAGAGGCUGGAAAUGGAUAGAAUCAAGAGAGAGCAGGAGCUUUUGAUGCAAGAAAGGUCGAUAUCAGCAGCUAAGGACGCAGCCAUACUAGCAUUCUUGCAGAAGGUUUCCGAGCAGGGGAAGUGUCCUGAAAUCUCUGAGCCACUGCUACAAACCCCGAGUCAAGAUAUUAGCAAUUUGUGUAGGAAAGAGAAAGAUAAUGGUGAAAAUUCCUCUUCGCGGUGGCCAAAGGAAGAAGUUGAAGUUUUGAUCAAGAUUAAAACUAAUAUGGAGUUGGAGUAUCAGAAACUCGGACCAAAGGGGGCUAUGUGGGAAGAAAUUUCAAUGGCAAUGAAAAACUUCGGAUAUGAUCGGAAUGCUAAAAGGUGCAAGGAGAAAUGGGAAAACAUAAACAAGUACUACAGGAGAGUAAAAGACAGCAACAAGCCGAGACAUGUUGACUCAAAAACAUGUCCGUACUUCCACCUCCUUGAUACAAUGUACAACAUGAAGACUCAAAGGUCGGAAUAUAAUUCAGAAACUUCUGGAAGUAACUUCAGACCAGAAGAGCUUUUGCUUCACAUGAUGAAUAAUCCUUCAAAGCAACCGUGUCAGGAAUCGGUAGUUUUGCAGCAAGUAGAAGGUGAAUGGACCAUGCAAAACGGUAAAAGAGAUCAAAACGAAGAAGCUGGAAAUGAUGAGGCAUCAGGUGAUUUUCAAGUUGUACAUGAUCCUAUUCCGAUGAACGCCGCUGAAUGAGGGCGUGUUGCAAGCAAGGCUCCAUCUGCAUUUUUGAAUUUCAAAAAGCAGGUGAGCACCGUAAUCUUUUGGGAUUAAAGCUUUGAUAUUAUUUGAGAAAGCCAGUGAAACAUCUGGUGAUGUAUAAAUAUUCGCUUCGUGAUCUCGUAGAUGUACAAGAAACUGUGAUGUCUAAAAAGUGAGCAUUUGUUGGUGAUCAUAAUUUGGGGACUAUGUAUAUUUAAUAGAAAAUAGCAAAAGAAGUAUGUCAUGUGUUGUGUAGAAACUAAAUUUUGUAUUGUUGUAGUUUUGAGGCGAUGUAAUGUCUUUGUUUGAGGCAAUAAAACUCUGAAAAAGAGGCCCUUUCUUUCUGUUUAGUGUCAUACAUUCUAAGUCUAGUGGGUAUAUACAUUGUAGUUUGUACUCUUGCUGUUCCAAUGAGAUUGAUAUAUUUACCUUUCCCUCCAAA